AAAUACACUUAUUACAUAUUAGUAAUUAUUUAAGAUUUAAGCUUCACUCUUCAGUCGAUUUCCAGAUUCCAGAGUUCGUCAAGAAGUGACUUGAAGCGAGUCGCCGCUAGUGUGUAUGUGUUUACAUUAAGCGCUCUUCAAAAUCCAAUCAGUGUAUAUAAAAAACCGGAGGCGCGGAGAGAGAGCAGUCCUCGCCCGCUGUGACGGAGCACGGAAACAGUGCGAGGCGGAGCGGCUGACGCUGGUCGCCGUAGAACUUGUAUCUCAAGAUAAACAUGGAGACAGAAGGACAGAAAUUCUACAAACACAAAAUCAAACUCAAUACUUCGAACAAUCACGGAAUGUUUUCUGUACUGGUACCCAAAGGAAGUACCUCUUAUCAUGAACAAGUCAAUGAUCAAAAUAUUAUUAAUUCGAAAAACAUAGAAUGCGACGUAAUUAUUAACGAAGUAAUUAUUAAAAUGGAAAGAGAGUAUGAAGAUGAAAUAGACAACCCUGAAUUAACAGAAACAGAAGGAACCAUUAAUAAUGACAGCAGCUUUCAACGGGCUAUUAUUGACAUCAUACCUGAAAAAAAUAUGGAUGUAAUGAGGAAAUCUUUAGAAGAUGAUAAUGAAAAUGAACAAAUAAUUCAAAAAGCGGAUGAUCAUACAAUAUGGAAGAAAAACAAACAGGCUGGAUUUAAAAGAAGCCACAUUGAUUUCUUAAGGGAAAAUGAAGGUUUUGUCCGGGAAUCAACAUCAUGUAAAGAAACAGAUGAUCGGUCUUCAAAUGAUAAAGAUGAUCAAGCACCAAAGAAGAGAAAAAAAACAAGCCCAAAAGAUGGAAAAGUAGAUAAUGCAGGAUUAAAAAAGAAAAGAAUAAAUAAGAAAAAGAUAAGAAAGGAUGCUAGAUCAAAGGGCAUUCAAUAUAUUAAGGCAAAUGGUACAAUCGCGAAAGAAAGAACCAUGAAACCGAAUCCUUGCUUGGAAAAGAACUGUCCCUACAAAUGUCAAGAGAUAACCACGGAAAGAAGGAGUGCCAUAUUUAAACAUUUCUGGGAAUUGUCUAUGGAAAGAAAAAAGCAAUGGAUAAUCUCUAUGACCACUAAGCAAUCCAUAAAAAGGAAAAGAUCCAAAAACUCAAAUUACAGGAAUAAUACGUUCUUUUAUUUUAUAAAUGAUGGAGAAAGUCGGCGUCAAGUCUGUUUGAAAUUCCUCAUGAAUACACUUGAUGUCACCCAAAGGUACAUUUAUUAUACAUUGACGAAAUAGGAACUUGGUAUUACCGAAAGAAGAUUGAAGAAGAAAAUUAAUCCAGCCCCCUCGUGGUAGUCUAGGGCUCCGGAAAUCAGCACGAAGGGACUGUCAAACACGUGCCGGCGUCGUAAUGUUUUUUUCUUAUAAUAGACUAGCCGUACUCGCCCGCUUCGCUGGACAUUUAAAAUUAACAUUAUUAUUUAUUCUCAUUAUUAUUAGGGAGUCCAACACUCAUAUAAAUAUUAGCCUAUCCAUUAAGUACAUGUAUUUUCUACAUGGAUACCAAGUUUCAAAUCAAUCGAAUACAUGGUUCAGUAGUUAUAACGGAACAUCCGUAAAAACCACUAGAUUUGUAUAUUAAUAAAGAAGUAUAGAUUAUUAGCUUAUCACUCACCACGAACCAAUGACCUCAUCGUAUUGCGCCGUAGGAUAGGUGGUUUCAGGGUGAGGGUGUGGCAGGGAAAGUAGGGGAUGAUGAGGUAGCAAGAAGCAUGGAGGGUAAAGGUAAGGAGAACCGUCUCUGUGUGUGAAAAAGUGUCCGUUAAAAUCUGCUCAAUAAGGGUGGCGCUACAGUAGCAACCGGGUAAAUUUUAAAAAAGGCGUUGAAAGUUUUUAGCAUAAGAUAGAGAAAUAAAAAAAGACGAAAGAACUGUAAGCACUACAAAAUCACAAAAAGUAUAUUAUUUAAAGCUGAUAAGAAAAUGCAAUCGAUGUCUCCACGUUUUACCACAGCAAUAAUUUUAGGUUAUAUUGACGAAAUUAGUUUGGACUACGUAAACAUGUAAGGUCUUGUAUAUUACACUGUCACUAACUACUCUAGUCAAUAAAUAUAUUAAAUUUCCUAACUCAGUAUACUUCAAUCAGUUAGCAACUGCUCAAUUCGUAUCAUACCCUGUGCCUGUGCUAGCGCCAUUCUGGAGGAUUUUUGAACUAUUAUUUAGUGCUGAAAGUAGGACACUUUUUCAAGCUUCUCCCAUAUGAGACGGUUCUCCUUUUACCUCUACCUUCCACAUAAGCGAGAAGUGUCAAAUGUCAAGUCACGAAUGCCUGUGUCAAUCCGCGUCCAGUGUUGCCGUGGUAAAAAACUCAAAACCCACAGAUUGGUUUCGAAAAUUAUAAUUAAAAAAUCCCUAUUAUAGCAAUGCUACAUUUUUCCUACAACGCUGCACUGUGACGCGCUCACUCACACAACGAUAACCAUGAGUAAUCUACGCAUCGCCACCCCACUAUGACGUCUACGAUCGCUAUUUAAGAAGCCGCAGCGCGCCAGUUAUGACAUUCGAUAGCUAGACGGCAACGAGUGCGAUAGCCCCGCAGUCCACUCGUCUGCCCAAGUUUGAUCUGAGCGGUAGCCCCGCAGCCCUCAGAAAAAGCAUCAGCUAGGAGGUUAAGGAACGCGGUAGCCCCGCAGCCCGUUCCAAGAACCACCCUCGGGAAUUGUACGUUUACCUUACUAUCUACGUAUCCGUGUGUUUUGUAUAAUUUGUUACAUGAACGAAUAAAAUUCCUGUUUACUCAGACAUCAGUUAUUUUAAUUCAUCUGGCAACAUCAUAUUGGCGCCCAACGGCAAAAAAAAACUACCAAGGAUCUACCCUCAAUAAAUUGGAUUUGGAAGAAUUGUAAUCUACCCACACAAAAUGUCAGAAGAAAAACCUGAACUGAUGGGUAUGACGCAGGAGCAAUUCACGACACUCAUUAACAAGUUGUCAAUUACAUACGAAGGUAGCCAACACAAAAGCAGUUUCGCUCGUUGCACAAAAAGGGACGACGGAGAAAGAAAUCAUAAUAAAGUAGAAGAGUUUAUCACAAAUAUUACUAUCUACAAGAAAAUUGAAAAAAUCACCGACGAAGACGCUCUCGAAGGAUUAACGUUGUUACUAACAGGACAAGCAGCUACGUGGUGGAGUGGCGUCAGAGGUGAGAUAAAAAAGUGGAAUCAAGCUUUAGACGCGAUCAGAAGUGCAUUUGCCCCAAAAAUGCAACCGCAUGAAGUUUACCUGGAAUUGUUUGCGAAGAAGCAAACAAACGAAACUAUUGAUGCAUUCGUUUGUGACAAACUUGCCUUGCUAUCGCAUCUUCCAGCAAAAAGGCACAAGGAAGAAGAGGAACUGGAUUUCGUAUACGAACUCCUCAAUAUCCGCUUCAAAAAAGAAAUUCCUCGCUAUGAGAUCAAAUCGUUCUCAGAGCUAUUGGAACGAGGUCGACAUAUUGAAAACCUUGCCAAAGAAGCCGAAGAAAUUGCAGAAACUAGCCUGCGCACGGGUAUUGAGAGGAAGUAGCCGAAAAGAUGUUCCUUCUGUGGCAAGAAAGGCCAUCUUCAAGAAGUUUGCCGUAAAAGAUUGUCAGAGGAAGCAAUGGAAAAAAUAAGUCCUCAAGCGAAAGAGUACAGAUAAGCUGUUAUGGUUGUGGAGCACCGGGGGUAUUUCGCAGCAACUGCGAAACGUGUAAAAACAAUGAAAGGCCGCCAAAACCAGUGUCAUUUUAUGCACCACAAACUACCAUUAAUAAUGCUAAGAUACCAACCAUUGAAAUCAACGUGAAAGGCGAACAUGGCUACGCACACAUUGAUACCGCAGCUAGAACUAGUAUGGCAGGUACAUAUUUGUACAAGACACUAGUAUGUCAAGGUACUAAAUUUGACGAAAAGCCAGCUGACGUCAUCCUCGCUGAUGGUACCAAAGAAUAACGAAGCUACUGACUGCUACAGUGGAUGUUAUGGUAGGAGGACGACUUUCACCUAUCACAUUUUCUGCAAUGCCAGAAGCAAAAGACAACAGAACCCUGCUGGGUAUAGAUUUCUUGGAGAAGUUUGGAAUUGUUCUAAAUUUACCCCAACGUGUGUGGUACUUCUUAGAUGAUACAAAAGAAAAAUUUCAGUUUAUAAGAUUGUCAAGCGACAUAGUUCCAUUAAAAGCAGCUAGAUCGCUGACCUUUAAUGAGAGACCUUGCAAGAUUGACAGCGGUGAAGCAGGUUUGAGCGAUUUCCUAAAAUACGCAAAGGAGUUAAAAAUGCUUUCACUAAUGAAAAAUACUCCUUCACCACUUCACAGUGAUCACGGUGAUAUCAGUCCCAUCCCAACCAAGAGGGCCCGUUAUGCAUUGGUAAAAUUGGACACACCGCCACGACCAGUGCGACCAGUGCGACCACGUGAACCAGCCGAUGCAGCGUCUUGUGUUGAUCCUCGCAUUACUUAUUUACCAAUAAAUCCUAUAAACAUGUA
This is a messenger RNA of Bombyx mori (domestic silkworm), 4460 nucleotides long. Its product is annotated as activity-regulated cytoskeleton associated protein 2. The transcript is spliced from 4 exons. Bases 2877 to 3518 code for a protein of 213 amino acids. The record is from RefSeq and is a predicted model, not a curated record. Lineage: Eukaryota; Metazoa; Arthropoda; Insecta; Lepidoptera; Bombycidae.